Messenger RNA from Hibiscus syriacus, 2499 nucleotides. RefSeq lists its product as uncharacterized. The record is from RefSeq and is a predicted model, not a curated record. NCBI's taxonomy places the organism in Eukaryota, Viridiplantae, Streptophyta, Magnoliopsida, Malvales, Malvaceae. Bases 509 to 2368 code for a protein of 619 amino acids. The transcript has 13 exons.
CUAAAGUUUUAAACAGUCGGAGUCAUUAUUUAUCUAUCUUCAAUUUGUCUGCUUUAGAGACCUGUGGUAGUCGGUUGAUUGAAGAACAGUGUACGCUUUUCGUCAUUUGACAAUUGACGUUUAAGGGGGGAUAGAGUGUCAAACACAAGACUUUCUUCUUCUUCCUUGAUGCCCACGAACUGGUUUUACCCCUUUUAAUGUAAAGUGAAGAGAAGGAAACACUGGUCAAAAGCCAAGAAAGUCUCAUCUUUUCUUAUACGUUUUUUUUGUGGGUUUUUUUAUGCAAAAGCAUUUUUCAGUUCUCCCACUAAGUUUCAGGCUGUUUUUUAGCAGCAAAAUGAUGCAUUGUGGUUAGUUGCCAUGAAAAUGCAAGAAGACAAGUUUAAUUUUGGAAUGUAAUCAAGGGUCUCUGAGUCUGAGAACCCAUUUGUUCUUUUUCUUCUCUCAAGUUUCAUCUCUGGGGUUCCCUUGUUUUUUUUUCCUCCCUCUCUUUUGGAGCCUAAUUGUUAUGGGGUUUCAAGGCAACGGUGAAAGUGAAAUGCUUUGCCCGAAAGUGACAUCUUCAAGACACAAGCGUUCCAAGGGCUUUCCUGAUGAGCAAAGAGAUGAAGAAGAUGACUUGGAUAAUUCUCUUGAAGAAUCAAAUCGUGUGAAGCUGGACAUGAGGCACUUGAAGAACUCUGUCAAAACCCAGAAGCAAUCUCCCACCCCAAGCUCUGAGGUACAAAGCUCUUUGAAGCAAGAGAUUUUGCAGCUUGAGAAAAGAUUAAAAGAUCAAUUCGAGAUUCGUCGUGCUGUAGAAAAAGCAUUGGAUUAUAGAGCUUCCUCUCAUGAAGAUACAAAUGAAACAUCAGUGUCCAUGUCUAAACCGGCUACGGAAUUAAUAAAGGAAAUUGCUGUUAUGGAAUUGGAAGUUAUAUAUUUGGAGCAGUACCUUCUCUCCUUGUAUAGGAAAGCCUUUGAUCUAAAAGUGUCUUCAAUUUCACCAUAUAAAAGGGUUGAAAGGUUAAAAAAACCAGUAAAUACUUUGAGAGGGAGAUGUUUGGAGUUCUCGGGACCUGAUGCAUCAAAACAUGAAAAUUCAACUAUGCAGUGUGGUUACGGUGAGAACUCAUGGAAGGAGCCUAUUGGCAUUGUAGGAGAAAAACUAUUAGAUUCUGGCGUUUAUCGCUGUCAUUCCACUCUAUCACAGCACUCAGUAUUUCCUAGUUGGACAUCACCUCUGGAUGAGUCUUUGGCUGAUAGAGCUGUACGUGCCUGUCAUUCACAACCUUUGUCCAUGGUGGAGUAUGCUCAGAAUGCAUCGAAUAUAAUCAGUCUGGCCGAGUAUCUUGGCACUCAAAUAUCUGAUCAUGUCCCAGACACACCAAACGAGCUUUCGGAGGAUAUGAUCAAGUGUAUGUCUGUUAUAUAUUGCAAGCUUGCAGACCCACCGUUGAUCCAAAACAGCAGUUCAUCUCCCAAUUCAUCCAUGUCAUCAGCUAGUGUUUUUUCCCCAAAAGAUCAGCAUGACAUGUGGAGUCCAGGGUUCAGAAAUAAUUCAUCUUUCGACGUACGGUUAGAUAACCCUUUCCACAUCAAAGGACUCAAAGAGUUUUGCGGACCAUAUAGCACAAUGCUUGAAGUGCAAUGGAUUUUAAGGGAUAAUAAAAAGAUGGCUGAUGUUGAAAACUUGCUACAAAAUUUCAGGUCUCUUAUCUGUCGACUGGAAGAAGUUAAUCCAAGGAAGUUGAGACAUGAAGAGAAGCUAGCGUUCUGGAUAAACAUACACAAUUCAUUAGUGAUGCAUGCAUUUCUGGCUUAUGGUAUUCCACAAAAUAAUGUGAAGAUAUUCUUUCUACUAUACAGGCUUGCAUAUAACAUUGGGGGUCACACCAUUAGUGCAGAUAUAAUACAGAGUUCCAUCCUUGGGUGUCGUAUGUCUCGUCCUGGACAGUGGCUUCGGUUAUUAAUUUCUUCGAGGAAAAAGUUUAAAACUGGAGACAGAAGGCAGGCAUAUGCAAUUGAACAUCCAGAACCACUUCUACACUUUGCUCUCUGUUCGGGAAACCAUUCCGAUCCUGCAGUCCGUGCCUUUACACCGAAGAAAGUAUUUCAAGAGCUGGAAACUGCAAAACAGGAGUACAUCAGAGCCUCAUUUGGUGUCCGCAAAGACCUGAAAAUUCUGUUACCAAAGAUCGUAGAAUCAUUUGCAAAGGACUCAAGUUUAUGUCCAGCUGGUCUCAUUGAAAUGCUCCAACAAUCUUUGCCUGAAACCCUUCAUAAGAGCAUCAGAAAAUGUCCGGUAAACAAAUCCCGCAAGAGCAUCGAGUGGAUUCCUCACAAUUUCACCUUCGGGUAUCUAAUAUCUAAAGAACUAGUAAGAUGAUUGCUUGUAUGCUGAUGAAAUAGGCUAUUUCCAUUUUGUAAGAUUUCACAUUUUUCUCUGUACAAAGUAGAAAUAGGGUAUAUUUUGUAACGUAAUUGUUAUUAUGCUGUGUUAUGCAAUGUGCAAUUGUG